This is a messenger RNA of Dioscorea cayenensis subsp. rotundata (Guinea yam), 702 nucleotides long. RefSeq lists its product as uncharacterized. The transcript has a single exon. The record is from RefSeq and is a predicted model, not a curated record. The coding region runs from base 30 to 527 and encodes 165 amino acids. Lineage: Eukaryota; Viridiplantae; Streptophyta; Magnoliopsida; Dioscoreales; Dioscoreaceae.
ACCAAGCUUAGAGUGAAAACCAAAAACUCAUGGCUUCAUCUCUCCUUCUUCUUCUUCUUCUCGUGUGCUUCUCCUCCUCCGCGGUGAGCUCACCGCUCGCCGACGUCUCCAAACCAUCGGCCUACGAUGUUCUCCAGUCCUACGGCUUCCCCGUCGGCCUCCUCCCCAAGGGCGCCACCGGCUACGACCUUGACUCCUCCUCCGGCGAGUUCUCGGCGUACCUCGGCGGCGAAUGUAGCUUCUCCAUUAAAAACUCUUACCAGCUCCGCUACCAGGCCACCAUCUCCGGCACCAUCUCCACUAACCGCCUUUACAAUCUCAAGGGCGUCAGCGUGAAGAUCUUGUUCCUUUGGAUCAACAUCAUUGAGGUCGUGCACAGAGACGGCGUUCUUGAGUUCUCUGUUGGGAUCGCGUCUGCUGACUUCACCGAGGAUAACUUCUUUGAGAGCCCGCAAUGCGGGUGUGGGUUUGAUUGUGUUGGUGGUGCUGGCGAUGGUGCGAGGAUCAAGCUGAGGGUGCCCGCUUGAUGAGUUUCUUCUUCAUGUGGGGAUGGUAAUCUUCUUUUGAAAUCAAUAAAUGGAUGUUUUUGGGUUUCAGUUAUUACUAAUCAGUGAAAACUUCUACUUGGGACCUUCGGUACUAUGGUAUAUUAUAAUUUUGCUGGACUUUUGUGAUUUGUUUCUAUAGUACGUGGUUACCUUA